Molecule: messenger RNA, 2664 nt
Organism: Erpetoichthys calabaricus (reedfish)
Lineage: Eukaryota; Metazoa; Chordata; Cladistia; Polypteriformes; Polypteridae
Exons: 10
Coding region: 86-2608 (840 amino acids)
Source: RefSeq, a predicted model, not a curated record
AAAUUAAGUUUAAUCGCUUAGUAAAUUGCGCAAUACGGAAGGUGUUUCGGCACAAAUUGAAAGUAAAGCUUUUCAGACUUUCGGCAUGAAGAGUUUGCUCUCGCUGUUUCCUCUUCUUUUAGCUGUAGAAUGUACAUUGCAAGUGUCCACCCCUUCUUCUCAAGUCACUGGCCUCCGCCACACUGAUGUCCUCCUACCUUGCACCUUUACUGACGAGCCAAUUGACCUCAAGUACCUGCUAGUCAUCUGGAAACAUGACAGUAUGGAGCUGGCAAGAUAUGAAUCGAAAAAGACAAAUAUGAAGAGCAUGGUGGAGCUCUCAGAAGAUGAGCUGCCACGCGGGAAUGCGUCUCUGCUCAUCAAAAAGGUCUCCAUCAGGGAUGAAGGAGAAUACCGAUGUGAAGUGAUCCACUCACCAGACUCCGGGAAGGCUGUGCUCAAUCUCAGAGUGCUAGCUCCUCCUGAAGUUGACUGCAAGCCCACGUUGGUCACACCAGGCAAGGAGAACAGCCUCGAGUGUACAGCCAAAGGCUUCUACCCCAAAGAAAUUGUUUUCUCCUGGUGGGACGGCGCCCAAAGCCCAGUGACAUCAAACCCAACAAACGUGAAGAGUAACGUCGAUGGAAGCUUCAACGCUACCAGCUACCACAGCUUCACCCCCUUGAGCAGCGACACCAAUGCAAACAUCUCUUGUGAGGUGGCACACGAGGCAUUGGGCAGUCUGGUUGUGGUGCCAGUGCGUGUGGCAUUUCGACGACGUGCUACUGUGACAGUCUCCCCUCAGACCUUAGUGAGGGGCAAAGAGCAGACACUGACCUGCAAGGUGUAUGGAUACUACCCAGACAGCGUGGAGGUGACCUGGCUGAAAAACGGGGAGCCCUACAGGAAACCAGUGACCCCGGGGAACCUAACAACCGAGGAGCAUCACUCAGUGACCGUCACCGACAAUAAAGAUGGGUUCUCCUGUCAGGUGGAACAAGAGGGCUUUGAGAGCCGAACCAUGGAGCUGGAGUACAACCUGAUAGAUGAGCACAUAAGUGUGAAAACCAUCGUUUCCAUUGCUGUCCCACUGCUCCUCGCCAUUGCACUCCUGAUAGGCCUUCUGGUCUUUUGGCUCCAAAGGAAAAGCCAAAGAGUGUACAUCUCAGAGAUCUUUGCCCCAACAAAGAUUUUUGUGGGAGAGCAGGUCACCUUGGAGUGCUUAUUUUCCGGACGGCAGCCAAAAGUUCAGGAACCAGCAUGGCUUGUGAAAUACAAGGGACAGGAAUGGGUGAAGAUUAAAGGAUGGCAAAGCGAAGGCUACACCAUCAGCACGGUGUUUUCGCAAUCAACUUAUGUUAUGAAGAACUCCGUCAGAGGAGAGUGGCAGCCCCUUGUAAGUGUGGGAAACAAGAAGGAAAAUUCCACCCUCCUGCAAUUUGUAGCUGAUAUCGCCAAGCAUGGUGAUGCGGUCUUCAAGUGUGAAAUCACAUGUGUGCAUCGGAUGUCCAGAACAACCAUUAAGCAGGAGAAAGAAAUUCAGAUUUAUGCAUUUCCCUCAGUAUCAAGCAUUAAAGAUGUGUCUGUCCAUGGAGAAAAGGAGGGGACAUUAUUGGUUGUAGCUACAAACUUUUACCCCAAAGACAUAAAGUUUGUGUGGCCAGUUUACAACCUCUCUAGCACUGAAGAGGCCACUCAGAACGAAGAUGGACUUUACAGUUGUCACAGCAUCUGCAAGGCGUCCUGGGAGGAUCUUCAAAACCCAAAUUUUAUUCUGCAGGUGGAAAUAAUCCAUGGGUCCCAGGAACCGGUAUAUAAGACCCUCUGCUGUGGCACACCAGGGAUUGGUGGCAUCCCAGAUGUUUCUUCAAUCAAAAUGAAUACACCUUUAGAAAUUGGACGGCCCUGCACUCUCAGCUGCAUGGUGACCGAUUUUUAUUUAAGACCCUCUCGGAUUGCUUGGGUUCAGAAAAAUAUCAGCAGUGGACAGGAGAUUGUGAGUGGGGAGGACAACUACUGGAACCCAACUAUUUUCCUGUAUGGUCCUUAUAAGAAGUACAAUAGCAUUUAUUACAUGGAGGCUCAGGCUGAGUUCACCCCUAGCACUGCUAACAUUGAGGAUAUGGACUUCAUCUGCAGAGUGGAGCACUCGUUACUGAGGGAGGCGGUUGAGCAGCGCACAGGACGACUCAGUGCCGCCCAUCGACCUACCGUGUCUGGCCUCAUACCUAUGCCACCCUUAAUGAUCAGCCACCCCUACGUGUUGACCUGUGAGGUUACUGACUUUUACCCUAAAGACAUGAAAGUGACCUGGCUUGUAAUGGAGAAGGAGAAGAAGCCUGUCGUCAUACAAGAGGACACCUUUCCCAACAUCACUGUGUCAGCCCAUCCGCCCUACCGGAGCACCAAUAACCUUUACUCCCUCGUCACUCAAGUGGAGUUCAUGCCACAAAAGGUGGAUCUGCACAGAAGCACCAUGAUCGUCCGGGUGGAACACAAAACACUCAACGAGUACAUUGAAAGGCAGUUUAACUUCAAGGACAAGGAUCUGUCGGGUAUCCAGUGUCACUACGACCGGCUCAUCAGGCAGCGUCUGUCUUCAGGGGCGGCCCAGGUGAUGUGGACUUGAUUCAAGCUGGAUGACACCAAACAGGUGAAGAUGUCACAUGGACUAAUUACACUAAG